CUUCUCUGUUAUUUCCUGAUGAUACUAAAUCAGAUGAUCUAUGCCUGUCUGAUCUCACUACCUCUACCUCUCAUGGUAUUUUUAUGGGGAAUGUUAUCCAUCCCAAGACCAUCUAAGACAUUCUGGAUUACUGUUAUCACUUACACUGAGGCAUUGGUAGUCAUCAAGUAUUUAUUCCAGUUCUCAUUUUUCCCAUGGAAUGAUGUUGCUUUUACUGAUGAUCCAUUCUGGCCACCAAGAAUCAUUGGUAUAGAACAGAAAUCAAACUAUGCUUCAUUAGAUCUUGUAUUGUUGUUGGCUUUGUUUAUACAUAGAUCUUUAUUGAAGAGAUAUGGUUUAUGGAGAGAUGCUGGUGAUAUUGAAGCAGAUUUAGCUAGAGCUGGAGAAAGAGAACUAAGCCCACCCACAUCACCUAUGAGAAUAACCCUAAGCCAGUAUGCCUGUCCUUGCCACUAUCUCUGUUCUGUUCAAUUGUGGGCAUUAACAAAUCCUGCUUCAGAAUUAGUUAUAGAAAAGUCUAGAUUCUUGUUUUAUAGUACAAAUUUUCCACACACCACUUUUGACUAUCAUUUGUCGAUUCAUCUGACUUGUGACUAUCCCAUUAAUGAUCUUAUUUUCAGUUUGCAGAAAUGUUUGAGACCAAUUAAAGAAUUUUACCAUCAAGUAACAGAAUCUCAAUACGUAGCCACAGUAGAUGUUUAUGCACCAAUGUUUCUAUGUGAUUUUAUUACUUUUAUUAUUGUUGUCUUUGGUUAUUGGGCAUUUGGACCAGCACAAACAUCUGGUGGUGGUGAUGUCACUAGUUAUCUUUCUGAAAAUAGGGUACCGGUACCAUUCCUUGUCAUGUUGAUAACACAGUUUGUACUAAUAAUAGUAGAUAGAGCUCUAUUCCUUCGUAAAAAUGUCAUUGGAAAGUUUAUAUUUCAAUUAAUAUUAGUAGUAGUCAUACAUAUUUGGAUGUUCUUUGUUCUACCAGCUGUUACAAAAAGGAGUUUCUAUGAUAAUGUACCAGCACAACUAUGGUAUUUUAUUAAAUGUAUAUAUUUUGGAUUAUCAGCUUAUCAAAUAAGAUGUGGAUAUCCAACUAGAAUACUUGGUAAUUUCCUAACUAAAAAAUACAACUACUUAAAUCUAUUCUUGUUUAAAGGAUUUUUAGCCAUUCCAUUCUUGUUAGAAUUACGAGCAUUAAUGGAUUGGAUUUGGACUGAUACAACUCUUGCACUGGGAAGCUGGCUACAAAUGGAAGAUAUCUAUGCCAACAUUUUUGUGUUAAAAUGCUGGAGACAUGCUGAAGCUACAUAUCCUACUCCCCGAGGAAAUAAACGUAAAGCAGUUAUUAAAUAUGGCGUCGGUGGAUUGUUAUUAUUCCUGAUUAUAUUUGUUAUCUGGUUCCCUCUGGUCUUGUUUUCAUUCGCUAACACGGUCUAUGUACCCAAUCCACCAUUUCAAUGUAAAGCAUCAGUAACUAUAGCAGGAUUUCAACCAUUACUCAUAAUGAAUGCACAGAACCAAAGUAUCAGACAACUGUCGUCUAGUGAAUAUGAUCAGUUGCAGAAACGGUACAUUCGGAAUCGGGAUGCCUCUGCAUUCUUGUCGAACUAUGAACAAGAAGAUAUAUCAGUGACACAAUUAAAUGGAACAUCAACAGCAUUGUGGGGUAUUAGUCCACCUAGUGUAUCAGCUCUGAUAACAUUACUCAAUAGUCAAGAUAGUAUGAGAGUUGAGUUCUCUCUAGAUUUCUCUAGAGAGUCCACAUCAGGAGCAUCAGAAUUAAUCAGUCAUCAGUUUACCAGAGAACUGGAUGCUAAAACUAAAAAACAAUUAUUAAAUAUAUUGAAUGAUACAGCUGGAAAUGACAAAAUGAACAUUACUGAACUAUUCCCAAGAUAUAUGAGGCUAAGUUCUAAAGGAAGAGCAAGUGAUGUCCCCUCAUUAUUAGAGUUUGGAAAUGGUUAUAGUAAUUUAUCAUUAGUAUUACUAGAAGAUGACAGACUGGGUAAUCUAAGUGAUUUCGCUCAAUGGUGGGAAGCUGAUGAGAUUUUAUUACCAAAUGAUAUGUUUAAUCCUUCACCUGAUAAACAGUCAUCUAGUUCACAACUUUAUCUUUUAACAUUCAAUGAUCGGAGAGCACCAGCUGGUUUCUCUAUUAUUACUGGUUAUGGUAUAAUUGGGUUGUAUAUAUCAUUAGUAUUUGUAAUUGGAAGAUUUGUACGGGCCACUAUAUUUAUUGGAGUGUCCUUUAGAAUCAUGUUUGAAGAGCUACCAUUUGUCGACAGAGUAUUACAGCUGUGUCUUGAUAUUUAUAUGGUUCGAGAAAGCAACGACUUACGUUUAGAAGAAGAUUUAUUUGCCAAAUUAAUUUUCCUUUACAGAUCCCCAGAAACUUUAAUAAGAUGGAGCAAAUUCAAACUUGAAUAA
Lottia gigantea (owl limpet) is the source of this 2418-nucleotide messenger RNA. RefSeq lists its product as hypothetical. The transcript has 15 exons. Lineage: Eukaryota; Metazoa; Mollusca; Gastropoda; Lottiidae. The record is from RefSeq and is a predicted model, not a curated record. The annotation marks the transcript as partial.